UCUCCCAACUGCGCAGGCGCUCUGGGCCCUAGCCCUGCCCCAGCGAUGGCUGCUGGGGCUCCCUCAUCCAGCCCCAGUCCUAUCCUGGCUGCGCUAUUCUUCUCCUCCUUGGUGCUCUCCCCUGUCCAGGCCAUUGUGGUCUACACGGACAAGGAGGUCCACGGUGCCGUGGGCUCCCAGGUGACCCUGUACUGCUCCUUCUGGUCCAGUGAGUGGGUUUCAGAUGACCUCUCCUUCACCUGGCGCUACCAGCCUGAAGGGGGCCGUGAUGCCAUCUCGAUCUUCCACUACGCCAAGGGACAGCCGUACAUCGAUGAGGUGGGGACCUUCAAAGAGCGCAUCCAGUGGGUAGGGGACCCUUACCGGAAGGAUGGCUCCAUUGUGAUCCACAACCUGGACUACAGUGACAACGGCACUUUCACCUGUGACGUCAAAAACCCACCAGACAUAGUGGGCAAGACCUCUCAGGUCACGCUCUAUGUCUUUGAAAAAGUGCCUACUAGGUACGGGGUGGUGCUGGGAGCCGUGAUCGGGGGCGUCCUGGGGGUUGUGCUGUUGGCGCUGCUGCUCUUCUACCUGAUUCGGUACUGCUGGCUCCGCAGGCAGGCGGCCCUGCAGAGGAGGCUCAGUGCCAUGGAGAAGGGCAAAUUGCACAAGGCUGCGAAGGACUCUUCAAAGCGCGGCCGGCAGGUUAGCGGGACUUGGGAAGCCGCCGGGCAGCCGUCGAGGGCGGGCUGGGAACAGUCAGGCCCUACCGGACGGGUCCCUGAUGCAUGCGCUCCUCCCCGCAGACGCCGGUGCUGUACGCCAUGCUGGACCACAGCAGAAGCACCAAAGCUGCCAGUGAGAAGAAGGCUAAAGGGUUGGGGGAGUCUCGCAAGGAUAAGAAAUAGCGGUUAGCGGGCCGGGCGGGGGGUCGGGAGUUAGGGGCGGAGGUUUCCAAAGGCGCUCGGGUGGUGGUCAUCGAGAUGGAGCUACGGAAGGAUGAGCAGGGCGCGGAGCUCCGGCCUGCUGUCAAGUCCCCCAGCAGAACCAGCCUCAAGAACGCCCUCAAGAACAUGAUGGGCCUGGACUCAGAAAAGUGAUCACCCCCCCUCCCAAGGCCCUGCCAGAGCAGGGGGACCUCCGGUCCUCUAUCCCCCGUCUAGGUGCUUUCCUCCUUAGCUCCCCAGCCCUGCCCUGCCCUCACUUCCUUUUGAGAUGUAAGUUUCAUUCCAGACUCCAUUACCCAGGCACUUCAUAUGCUCCCCCUCUUUCACCCCUGGCUUUCUGGAAGCCCAGUCCCCAUCCUGUCUUUCACUUGCCCCAAGGACUGCGUGUUUGGUGCCUGUUCCUCUGGCGCCGAGAAGAAAGGGACCUUGAUACCCCUGCCUCAAAUCCAGGCCACCUGACGUUUCGAUCGCCUGCACCAGCUAGCCUGUCCUUCUGACUCUCUCCUUUCUGACCCUCCUCCCUCUCCUCCUUCAGGUGGUCGAGCUCCAUACUCUACCCUCCCAGCUAACACCCAGGUCACCCAGAUCAGACUGUCCUUCAGGGUUUAUUUAGGUUGUUAGUUAUUUUUUAUUUUUUAAUCCGUUCUUCUUUAUUUGUUUAUCUGUGCCCAUGCUCUACCCUCCCCCAUGACUGAGUACCAAUGACGUCAUGUGGCUUUUGCAAUUCUUCACCACCACCACCCCCCCCUUUAAAACCUUAAUGGAGAGCCAGCCCAAGCAGAGGGGCUCCUGAUCCUCAAACUUCAGCUACAGGAAUGGUGCCCCCUGACCACUCUGGAGCACUCUUCUGGGACUCAAGGUCACGGGAAUGGAGAGAGGGAGACAAAGGAUCCUCACAGGUCAGGAGUUGAGGAAGGGGCAAAUGAGCCUUAAGAAAUAGCUUUUAAAUAACCAAAGAAAAAGUAGAAGAAACAAAUGGGAUAUAGGGGGAAAGGGAAGAGGUUGCACUCCCAGCCACAGGGGAUUCUUAGGAUUUUUCUACAUCCUGUAUAUUUCUUCUCAAACCCCCCAAAUGUCCUUUAAUGUUUAAUAAACACUGAC
Dama dama (fallow deer) is the source of this 2033-nucleotide messenger RNA. RefSeq names its product myelin protein zero (gene MPZ). The record is from RefSeq and is a predicted model, not a curated record. Gene Ontology annotation, biological process: myelination. The transcript has 5 exons. Lineage: Eukaryota; Metazoa; Chordata; Mammalia; Artiodactyla; Cervidae. Gene Ontology annotation, cellular component: membrane. The coding region runs from base 46 to 900 and encodes 284 amino acids.